AUUUCAGGCGCAAAUGAUUUUGGAGGAUUGCCUGACUUGAUGGGGAAUCUUGUGUCCUUGAAGUUUUUAGAUCUCUCCUUUUCCGACUUAUCAGGACCGGUUCCAAUAUCAUUGGGGAACCUCUUGCAACUCACUUAUUUAGACUUGUCAGGGAACAAAUUGAGUGGACAAAUUCCAUUGUCAAUUCUAAACCUAACGCAGCUGGAAUACUUGGAAAUAUCUAAUAAUUGUUUAGAAGGUUCCAUUCCAGAUGACGUAACCGCUUUUCCUAAUCUAAUAUCUUUAGCCUUAUCUGACAAUUUACUCAAUGGAACACUUCCGUCAUGGUUAUAUGCUGCUCCCUCCUUAAAGACAAUAGAUCUCUCUCAAAAUCAAUUCAGUGGGCAUAUCAAAGAAUUUCAAUCCAAAUCACUAGAAUUGAUACGCUUAGAGAAUAAUAAACUCCAAGGUCCUCUUCCAUCUUCAAUAUCCCAACUUCUCAAUCUUACCGGCCUCAGCUUAUCCUCAAAUACUCUUAGUGGUGUCAUAGAGUUUAGCAUGUUCUCAAACCUUCCAAAUCUCAAAUAUCUCGACCUUUCAUAUAACAGCCUAUCCUUAACAUCUAACACUACUUCUACUAUUAAUCUUACAAGGUUAUUUUUGUCAUCUUGCAAUCUUAGUGAAUUCCCCCAAUUUUUGAAAGGGCUUAAAAGUUUGGAAAGCUUAGACCUCUCUUGCAACAAAAUUGAAGGCAAGAUUCCACAGUGGAUGCAAGAGGUGGGGAAUGGCUCUUUGACUUACUUAAAUGUAUCUCACAACUCUUUGACAGAAGUUGAGCACUUCCCGUGGAAGAAUAUUGCAGUUCUUGACUUAAGCUCCAAUUUGAUCCGUGGAAAUCUUCCGAUUCCAGCUUCCACGAUCGAUGUCUUUCUGAUCUCAAAUAAUAGUUUCAAUGGAGAGGUCUCUUCUGUAAUCUGCAAUGUCACUUCUCUUCGAAUUCUUGAUUUGUCCCACAAUAACUUGAGUGGAACAAUUCCGCAAUGUUUUGGAAAUUUGAGCAACAGCCUCGAAUUCUUGAAUUUGAAGAAGAACAAGUUCUAUGGGACGAUUCCUCCAACAUUUGCAAAGGGAUGCCGAUUGAGUAAUUUCAACUUAAAUGGAAAUCUGUUAGAAGGGCCUUUGACACCAUCCAUCCUUAAUUGUAAUGGUCUGGAAGUGCUAGAUCUUGGUAACAACAAGAUCAAUGAUACAUUUCCUCAUUGGUUGGGAAGUCUUCCAUAUUUGCAAGUUCUUGUAUUGAAGUCUAAUCAUAUGCAUGGUUCUUUGCGUGUCAAUAGCCCCAAGUCUAGCCCUUUCUUCUCUAAAAUCCAAAAUUUUGACCUCUCAAGUAACUAUUUUUCUGGACCCCUACCAGUGAGAUACAUCAACAGCUUCAAGGCUAUCAUAAAUCUCAAGAAAAAAGGUAGUGCAAGGCCAUACAUGGGUGUGGGAGAUUAUACUAGCGGCUUCUAUGCCUAUUCUAUUGGAAUUAUUAUGAAAGGAAAAUAUAUGGAAUUGGUGAAAAUUUUCACCAUGUGGAUGAUCAUUGAUCUAUCAAACAAUCAGUUUGAAGGAGAGAUUCCAAAGGUUAUUGGGAAGCUUAACUUACUGAAAGGGCUCAACCUUUCUCACAAUAACCUUAAUGGUGGUAUCCCCACUUCAAUAGGGAAUUUGACAAAUCUUGAAUGGUUGGACCUAUCUUCAAACAGGUUGUCUGGGACGAUUCCAAAUAGAUUGGCAGAUCUGCCAUUUCUUUCGUCCUUCAAUAUUUCUGAAAAUCAACUCCAUGGUCAGAUUCCUCAAGGAAAACAAUUCAACACAUUUGGAAAUGAAUCAUAUGAAGGAAAUAAGGGACUAUGUGGAUUUCCGGUCUCGAAAGGUUGCAACAUCAUUGAGCCAGCACCUCUAAAUGUGCUUGAAAAAGAUGGCUCAAAAUCAAACAUUGCUUUUGGUUGGAAAGUGGUGUUGAUAGGUUAUGGAUGUGGAGUAGUGUUCGGAAUGUUCGUGGGAUAUGUUGUUUUCCAAACUGGAAAGCCAAAAUGGUUGGUGAAUUUGGUUGAAAACCAACAUGAGAAGAGGCGAAGAAGAAAGUCAAAGAAAGGCAAUCGCAGCAGUAGACGAAGAAGGAUCUAAUUACUGCAAAUGAUGUUCAAGAAUUAGUGUUGUAUUUUUAUAAUUUCUUGUUCUGUAGACCGUUUUGCCUAUGGUGAAGGGUUGCAUUGGUAUGUGUCUGUCUUUAUUAUUGUACCAAUUCCUCUGUCUUUCAUUGCAUUUCGUACUAUCAGUAAUGGUUUGUUUGAGUGUGACAUUUUGUAUGGUGGUGUUGUUAAUGUCUUCUUUCAUGGAUUUCAAUUUAGUCUCAAUAAUCUUUGCU
This is a messenger RNA of Gossypium raimondii (Peruvian cotton), 2392 nucleotides long. RefSeq names its product receptor-like protein 35. The coding region runs from base 40 to 2151 and encodes 703 amino acids. The transcript has 2 exons. Gene Ontology annotation, molecular function: protein binding. Lineage: Eukaryota; Viridiplantae; Streptophyta; Magnoliopsida; Malvales; Malvaceae. The record is from RefSeq and is a predicted model, not a curated record.